UCUUGCCCAGCCCGGCUCCAGCUGACCGGGGAAGGGGUGGGCUGAGCUGAGGCGGGGGCAGGGGAGUGCCCGACACUGUGCCUGACCCCGCGGGUGACACGAGCCGGUUCUUUCCGGGCUAGGUGGCAGCGCGCGGCCCUCAGCCCCGCCCCAGGCCGGCAGGCGGAGAAGGAGCCGGUGGGGGUAGGGGGUGCGGUGGGGGGUGGGGGUCCUCCGGCGCUUGGGGGUCCCAGUCCCCGCCGGCUGCCGAGCGGGAAGGGUGGCGGAGGAGCCGCAGAGAUGUCCGGCCAGAGCUUGACGGACCGAAUCACCGCCGCCCAGCACAGUGUCACCGGCUCCGCCGUAUCCAAGACAGUAUGCAAGGCCACGACCCACGAGAUCAUGGGGCCCAAGAAAAAGCACCUGGACUACUUAAUUCAGUGCACAAAUGAGAUGAAUGUGAACAUCCCACAGUUGGCAGACAGUUUAUUUGAAAGAACUACUAAUAGUAGUUGGGUCGUGGUCUUCAAAUCUCUCAUUACAACUCAUCAUUUGAUGGUGUAUGGAAAUGAGCGUUUUAUUCAGUAUUUGGCUUCAAGAAACACAUUGUUUAACUUAAGCAAUUUUUUGGAUAAAAGUGGAUUGCAAGGAUAUGACAUGUCUACAUUUAUUAGGCGGUAUAGUAGAUAUCUUAAUGAAAAAGCAGUUUCAUACAGACAAGUUGCAUUUGAUUUCACAAAAGUGAAAAGAGGGGCUGAUGGUGUGAUGAGAACAAUGAACACAGAAAAACUGCUUAAAACUGUACCAAUUAUUCAAAAUCAGAUGGAUGCCCUUCUUGAUUUUAAUGUUAAUAGCAAUGAACUUACAAAUGGGGUAAUAAAUGCUGCCUUCAUGCUCCUGUUCAAAGAUGCCAUUAGACUGUUUGCAGCAUACAAUGAAGGAAUUAUUAACCUGUUGGAAAAAUAUUUUGAUAUGAAAAAGAACCAAUGCAAAGAAGGUCUGGACAUCUAUAAGAAGUUCCUGACUAGGAUGACAAGAAUCUCAGAGUUUCUCAAAGUUGCAGAGCAAGUUGGAAUUGACAGAGGUGAUAUACCAGACCUUUCACAGGCCCCCAGCAGUCUACUUGAUGCUUUGGAACAACAUUUAGCUUCCUUGGAAGGAAAGAAAAUCAAAGAUUCUACAGCUGCAAGCAGGGCAACAACACUUUCCAACGCAGUCUCUUCCCUGGCAAGCACUGGCCUGUCUCUAACCAAAGUGGAUGAAAGGGAAAAGCAGGCAGCAUUAGAGGAAGAACAGGCUCGUUUAAAAGCUUUAAAGGAACAGCGCCUAAAAGAACUUGCAAAGAAACCUCAUACCUCUUUAACAACUGCAGCCUCUCCUGUGUCCACCUCUGCAGGGGGUAUAAUGACUGCACCAGCCAUUGACAUAUUUUCUACCCCUAGUUCUUCUAACAGCACAUCAAAGCUACCAAAUGAUCUGCUUGAUUUACAACAGCCAACUUUUCACCCAUCUGUACUUCCUAUGCCAUCUACUUCUCAGGUAGCAAGUACAUGGGGAGAUCCUUUCUCUGCUACUGUAGAUGCUGUUGAUGAUGCCAUUCCAAGCUUAAAUCCUUUCCUCACAAAAAGUAGUGGUGAUGUUCACCUUCCCAUUUCUUCAGAUGUAUCCACUUUUACUACUAGGACACCUACUCAUGAAAUGUUUGUUGAUUCUUUUUGUGGCACUCAGGCUUAUCCUGAUUCUACCCUUAUGUGCCACGAGUCUUCUGCUGUAGCUGGUUUAUUUGGAGGAUUCACUCCAUCUCCAGUUGCACAGCCACAUCCUUCAGCUGGCCUUAAUGUUGACUUUGAAUCUGUGUUUGGAAAUAAAUCUACCAACGUUAUUGUAGAUUCUGGGGGCUUUGAUGAACUAGGUGGACUUCUCAAACCAACAGUGGCUUCUCAGAACCAGAGUCUUCCUGUUGCCAAACUUCCACCUAACAAGUUAGUAUCUGAUGAUUUGGAUUCAUCCUUAGCAAACCUUGUGGGCAAUCUUGGCAUUGGAAAUGGAACCACUAAGAAUGAUGUAAACUGGAGUCAGCCAGGUGAAAAGAAGCUAACUGGAGGAUCUAAUUGGCAACCAAAGGUUGCACCAACAACUGCUUGGAAUGCUGCAACAAUGAAUGGCAUGCAUUUUCCACAAUACGCACCCCCUGUAAUGGCCUAUCCUGCUACUACACCAACAGGCAUGAUAGGAUAUGGAAUCCCUCCUCAAAUGGGAAGUGUACCUGUAAUGACACAACCAACCUUAAUAUAUAGCCAGCCUGUCAUGAGACCACCAAACCCCUUUGGUCCUGUAUCAGGAGCACAGCUGUCGGCAGCAUCCAGCCCCUCCAGUCACAGUCCUCACAGAGCUUCAGGAAAGGACCCUUUUGCAGAGCUCUCUUUGGAGGAUUUCUUAUAAAUCACUUUAGAUACAGUUUAUGUAACUAGAUGGAAGAGAAUGGAAUUAUUCCAAAAAGACAAGUGCUCAAGCAGCAAAUACUUACUUCGAGCAAAAUCCAAACUGCUGUCUCUUAAACUCUCUUCUUCCAUUAGAAUGCUACAGUAACCCAGUGAAGGCCCAUGAAGGAAAUUGGGACUAGUAUAUAGGAGAACGUAUCAAUACAGUUUAUAAAGCCAAGAAUUGCCAUGAUUUCAGACUAAGAUCUUUUUGGUGACUAACCCUUCAGUUCUUUCAACUCUUAUUAAUACCCAUAAUCAGUAACCUACCAAGAAAAAAGCCCUUAUUUGGAAAGUGUGAAAUUUGUAUUUGGAAAAGCUGCCUGGAGAGAAGAGCUGUGUCCUUUCCUGUAAUGCAACAGGACUCUUUUGGGGGGAUCAAAAUCAUAAUUCUUAAUUAUGCAGUAUCUUUCUUUUCUCCAGUCCUCACAGACACAGAAACAGUAACUAAAAUUAACUUUUCUUUUAAAAAAUUAUAUAUUCAGUUUGCAGUAGACAUUCCUUAAGUAUUUGUAUUUAUUUAUGAUUAUCAAUUUACGUAACAUUAAUAUUGUAUCAGACCUCCUUAUGAAAAUGAGUAUGGAUGUAAACAGUAUGUUUGAUUUUUAUCCAUAAGAAUGAAUCUGAUUCCGAAUGCUUUUCAGCUGACAUACAGAGCACUAAAUAUUUUAAGGCAAGUCCAUAGGUCUGAAUCGCUUCAGAAUUCUCAGUCUCUAUGGGAUUUAGGGAAGCAUUAUAAAUGCAUUAAUCCUUAUAGUCAAUUCUGUGCCUAGGAUUUUGCAAGGGAACAGUUCACUGACUAGGAAAAGCACUACAUUUUAAAUUCAGCAUUAGUGCAUUGGGAAGGAACUUUACUGCUUUGUGCUUGGCAUGUCAUUAUUUUCCAUUUGACAUUAGGGCCUUUCCAAAAUGAAUGUGAGGAAUUGCUUUCACUUCAAGACUUUCCUUCUUUUCAGUAAAACUCUAGGAGGUGUUAUGGGGGGAGGGAAGGGGACACAAUCCUUGAAACCUUUUAUUUGGCUCAUGCCAUGUUAUGAUCAUGUACCUUUUAAAUAAGGGGAAAUAGUAUCUUUAAAGUUAAUGUCUAGCCAAGAGUUUAGUUAACGAAGAAUUAAACUGCACUGUUGAUCGGUGCUUUGUGUAAAUACAUCUUAACGUUUCGGUUGAGAGGGGCCUUAAGAAGGACAGUUCGUUGUAGGAAAGCAAUUCUGUACAUGAGUUUAAGCAUACUUGUUGCAUUGUCUCUGCAGAUUCUAUUUUUGUUUACAAUAUUAAAAUGUAUGUUAGCAAAAAUGGGUGGAUUUUCAAAUAAAAUGCAGCUUCCACAAAAUUUUUGUUAUGGUA
Messenger RNA from Acinonyx jubatus (cheetah), 3803 nucleotides. It is a transcript of the gene PICALM, whose product is annotated as phosphatidylinositol binding clathrin assembly protein. The transcript has 23 exons. The record is from RefSeq and is a predicted model, not a curated record. The coding region runs from base 280 to 2421 and encodes 713 amino acids. Gene Ontology annotation, molecular function: phosphatidylinositol-4,5-bisphosphate binding; SNARE binding; clathrin heavy chain binding. Lineage: Eukaryota; Metazoa; Chordata; Mammalia; Carnivora; Felidae. Gene Ontology annotation, biological process: synaptic vesicle budding from presynaptic endocytic zone membrane; clathrin coat assembly; clathrin-dependent endocytosis. Gene Ontology annotation, cellular component: synaptic vesicle; clathrin-coated vesicle; clathrin-coated pit.